GUCAAUGGGAAUACGGCUGCUGCACGUGCCUGUAACACUGCAAUGAUACACAUCCAUGCGCGGAGCACAAAUUAAGCUCUACCGGGCCGUGGCUGGGCGCACCGGUGACCUUAUCGAUUUCAACAGACGGCUUCUGGCCGGUGUCAGUUCCAGAGGUGAACGUCGCAAUCCAGGGAAAGAUUGAUUCAUUUUGUGAGUGAUGCAAGAGUUCAAUCAAACAUGCACCAACAUAUGCAAGUGCCACCCUUGGAAGGAAGAGCUCGCUGUAAUUAUGUCAAUCUGCCUCUGAUUAAUGGGGACAGACUGAAGACAGCUAAGAGUCUAGUGGACAAGGCAAUAAAGGAGAAGAAAGUGUUCUCUGUGCAAGGUCCAUAUCCUGUAAUCCGCGCAGGACUGCGUGCAAGAGGAUGGGUGGAGCGCCGGCUACCACGACCCUCUGUCCCAUGGCCUCGUCGUCAUGAUCUUGAAACAGAAGCCACAGAUGAGGGUGACAGCAGUGAUGAUGAUGACUUAGGAGAAGAGGGAAAGAGGGAGGAUGAGGCAGAUGAUCUGUAUGACCUAAUGUCACGGUUGGUCCGCAAUGAGACGGCAUACUUCUACUGGACAACAAGGAGGGAUUCAGUCGACUCUCGGUCUUUAUGUAAAGACCAGAUGACCAAUCAUUACGCAAAGGCGGGAUCUUUCACCACCAAGGUUGGUUUGUGCAUGAGUUUGAGAAGUCUGCAGUGGUUUGAUGCAGCAGAUCCCGAUACAUUCUUCCCACGCUGCUACAGACUGGGGGCGGAGGAUGAUAAACAUGCUUUUAUUGAGGACUUUAGACGGACUGCAUGCACAAGUCUACUAAAGUAUGUUUUGGAGAAUUAUGCAGGGGAUUCAGAGUGGAAGAGAACCAGAGAGGUUCAUGAUGCUAAAUCUCAUGGUCUAAGCAAGCCUCGUAAACAGCAUGCCAAACAGAAGGUCGGAAGCUCGAUAAUAGACAAUGCAUUGCAUGUUUGUCAGGAGUAUCUAAAUAGUUUAGAACACUGUGACAUAGACAUGACUUCGGAAACAACCCCUCCCCUCUCAGAGCAACAGUGGGACGUCUUUCUUCAGAAUUAUUAUUUAGUUAUUCAUGAAGGAGUGAGGAUAGAAGGCUGUGCAGAUUAUGUGGAGCGUUGUAAAUGCGUGUUGGAGCAGCUGCGUUGUUUUUGCCCUCAGAUGGAGACUGAUGGACUCUGCAACAUCUGGAUCAUUAAACCUGGGGCCAUGUCACGAGGCAGAGGUAUAAUGUGCAUGAACAAGCUGGAUGAGAUAAUGAGUUUAGUAGACACAGACCAUGGCAUCAUGAAUGACAGUAAGUGGGUGGUGCAGAAGUACUUGGAGCAGCCUCUCCUCGUGCAUGACACUAAGUUUGAUGUAAGACAGUGGUUCCUGGUCACAGAUUGGAACCCACUUAUUGUGUGGUUCUACCGCGAGUGCUACCUUCGCUUUUCUACCCAGCCUUACUCCACUCAUACAUUGGACAGUUCUGUACAUCUUUGCAACAACUCCAUCCAGAAGCAUUUUCAACCAAGCCCAGAUCGUAAUCCUUCUCUGCCCGCUGAGUGCAUGUGGUCAUGUUCACAGUUCCGCUCCUGGUUGGCUGCUUCAGGCCGAGGUGACCUGUGGGAAGGGGUGGUGGUUCCAGGUAUGAAGAAGGCUGUUAUCCAAACUCUCUUGACUGCACAGGACAGUGUGGAACCUCGCAAAGCCAGUUUUGAGCUUUAUGGAGCUGACUUUAUGCUGGGGCGGGAUUUUCGACCUUGGCUUUUGGAGAUCAAUGCCAGCCCCACCAUGGCACCCUCCACAGGAGUCACAGCUCGACUCUGCCCCGCUGUACAGGAAGACACUUUGCGGGUAGUGCUGGAUCGACGAUGUGACCGCAACACUCACACUGGCGGCUUUCAACUAAUAUACAAACAGGCAGCAGUAGAUGUUCCUCAGUAUGUGGGAGUGAAUCUUCUUGUAGAGGGGACUUCAGUCAGGUGUCCUCGAGCCCCUGUUUAUAAGCCUCUCAUUCAGUCUCACCCUCAUCUGCUAUCAAAAUCCAGCAGUCACAGGUCUUCCCUCAUAAGCAGCCAUUGCAUUUCUGGUAAGGAGAAUCAAUCAGAAGAUGGAAAGAAGGCCUGGACUACCCUCUCCUCCCGUAAAGUCAUGUUAGAGAAAUCUUUGAUCUUUCACCGUAAACUGAGGAAACGUCCCCACAGACUUGUCUUACCCUCAACCUGUUGUGUCCUUCCCAACCCAGCAGAACUUCAUCCGCAAAAACUCUCACUCACUCACGCCCAGCCCAAUCACCCCCCCACACACAGGACACACAGCAACCUUCCAUCCCUUUACCGUCCAACCCCUUCACUGGAUGUGAUAAAUCUACGUCCCAGACAAACACUUGCCUCCAAUCGCUACAAACAUGAAAUGCACACAGUCAAUAUAUCUUAUCCAGUCUUACAUGUGCAGAAAUACCUGUCACUAAACCAUAGACAGGCCAUGGACACUUUCACAGAGAGAGAAGGGCCAAAUUCAUCCUAAGGAAUCUUUUGGAGCAAGCGAUUUCAUUCAUCAGAUUAAUAUGACCUAAAAGGAAUGAAUAUGUUUUAGAUUGCAUCAGUUUGUAUUGUGAGUUUAUCUUUCAGUGCACUGUUUUCAAACCCAUAUACCUUAACAAUAUACUGUCAGAAAAAAGAAAGAGAACAGUAUAUUUAGUUGAGGAUUACAGCACAUUUUUUCCUAAGUAGUUAUUUAUAUAUAUAU
Carassius gibelio (silver crucian carp) is the source of this 2769-nucleotide messenger RNA. Its product is annotated as tubulin monoglycylase TTLL3-like. Bases 220 to 2547 code for a protein of 775 amino acids. Gene Ontology annotation, cellular component: cilium. The record is from RefSeq and is a predicted model, not a curated record. Lineage: Eukaryota; Metazoa; Chordata; Actinopteri; Cypriniformes; Cyprinidae. Gene Ontology annotation, molecular function: protein-glycine ligase activity, initiating. The transcript has 14 exons. Gene Ontology annotation, biological process: cilium movement; protein polyglycylation; cilium assembly.